Molecule: messenger RNA, 1392 nt
Organism: Schizosaccharomyces octosporus yFS286
Lineage: Eukaryota; Fungi; Ascomycota; Schizosaccharomycetes; Schizosaccharomycetales; Schizosaccharomycetaceae
Product: DNA replication factor C complex subunit Dcc1
Exons: 4
Coding region: 250-1320 (356 amino acids)
Biological process (GO): maintenance of mitotic sister chromatid cohesion; mitotic sister chromatid cohesion
Cellular component (GO): Ctf18 RFC-like complex; chromosome, centromeric region; chromatin
Source: RefSeq, a predicted model, not a curated record
UUUUGAGGUUGCAAAGACAAAGACAUACAACAGACACACGAGACCAUAAAUUGCUAGGCGAAUUUAGGUAUUGAAAUAUAUGUUUUACAAUCUGGUACUUAUUCAAUUGAAGCGAUAUUAUAAAUUGGUAUAAGAAACUUAGGAACAAUUUCUAUUUAGAGAUUAAUUCCUUCAUGUACUUAAGCUUCGUCGAUUGAAAUUUUACGAAAGUCGUUAUUAAUUGAGGUUUAAUUUAUUUUUAUACCUGGAAUGCAAGAAGAUUCAAAAAUACAGAGGAUAUCGUUAAAGUUUUCAGAUCAUGAAGACGAGCCAGAGUUCUUACUUGUUGAACUAGACAAGGAGCUACAAAAUUUAAUAGAACAUAAUCCUGAUGAACAGAUAGUCUUUAAAGCAGGAUUAGAUUCAAAGUCUUCGGUCAUGUGCACGCGUAAUACUACUUAUUCUGUUCGCCAGCUAAUUCAGUCUAAUUCUUUAUUGCUCUUUCAGUCUUUUCAUCCCUCGGAAUUGACUUUGCGAGAUUCAAAGCAUAGCUACUUGGAACUCGAACAGAUUUUUGGGUCCAUCAUAAUUGAAGACAAGAUUUCCUAUUGGAAUGAAGAUGAUUCUGAGAAGCAGGUUCCUUCAUCUAUAUCCCUUCAAGACUUUAUAAGCCAAGUACCAGCCAGUGAAAAUGAGAUUAGAACUUUUCUAGGAUUAAAUUUUACUAUUCUGAAGAAUAAUACUCUUUACAGAAUGUCACCUUCUUAUAUCAUGACACUAAUGGAUUGGAUGUUCGCUGUAAUUCAACAACUUCGAGCAGACUUUUCCGCUAUUGAUGUUAAAAAAAUAAAAGAAAUAGCUAAGGAAGAUGAAGUUGAUAUCGAUGCUCUCUAUUCAAUUGUGUGGAGUAUUUCAAAAAGUCCUUUUUUGAGCGAAUUGGACAUUGUCGCCAUUGACAAAAGCCUGGUUUGCUUUUGGAUAGGUCGCUUUCUAUUAGAAGAUGCUAUCAUCAUGGAGAUUUCUCAGUUUUUACUAAAGUGGGAGGAAAAACUUCCUGAGAAUUGCAGAGAAUUCGUGUCACUAGAUAUGCUAAAGGGAUUCUAUUUUUAUUCUGGUACCAACACAAUACAAUAUUUUUCUUCCUCUCAACUACCCCGAGACCCUACUCGCUGUUUCCAGGUUUUAUUCGACAUUAAAUCCAAAUGGCGAUAUGAUGAAAUAUGGCCGUUUGUUGAAACUUUAGCGGUAGAUAAAAGCAAAGUGGAAGCUUUGCUUUUGAAAUAUGGAAGAAAACAAGCUACGAAGAACGGUGUUUAUAUAAAUAGUAGAAGUACUUGGUAAUUUAAUUAGCAAAACAUGUCUCAGCAAUGCUAAAUAGAAUUUAAAAACAAAUCAAUUCAAAACAUUAGAACA